CAGAGCGUAGCACCGCACCGCACGCCACCAGCAGCAGCGCUGCGAGCGGCGCCGCCGCCACCACCUCCUCCUCGCCUCUCUCUCUCUUGCUUUUGCUCGCGAAACCCUCGCCUCUACUCCUCGUCCUCCUCUCCGUCUCUCUCUCUCUCUCUCUUGGAGACACGGGCUCAGCCUGCAGACCUGCUCCCGCCUCCUCCUCCUCCUCCGGCGCGCACGGCCGGCGGCGAGCAGGCCCGAGGUGGGGGUUGGGGGUGGACUCCCUCCUCGGCCGGCGGGGAGAGCGGGUUUGGGGGUUAGGGGGGGUGGUGGGCGACGCGGGCCGGCCUCUCGUCUCGGUUGGGAUCGAACUGAAGUUUAAUGGCCACAGAGAGCGCUGUCCGGUUAAUUGGAGGAGCAGGGGCUGGUAACUGGAGCAAGGACUUUGGUGCAUUUGAUUCGUCACUGGGUAACCUUUCAGGAGAAGGUCUGGGGUUUGUGGAUAAUAACACUGCUGUUUAUGGGGGAUGGAGGGAGUCUGUCCCAAAUCGUAGUGGAAGUGCACCACCUAGCAUGGAAGGGUCUCUUGCUGCUCUUGGUCAUAUGAUAGGUCAGCAAGGUGGAAACUUGGAAGCUAAUUUAGAGGGAAAGUUGGGCAACUUGGAGGAUAGUUCCAAAUCUGAGGAGCAGCUACGUGCUGAUCCUGCAUACUGUGACUAUUAUGGCUCCAAGGUCAAUUUGAACCCAAGGCUUCCUCCGCCACUUAUCUCUAGGGAGAGCCGCCGCUUCAUGAACAGGGUUGGCAAGGUUAAAGAAUGGAGAGUGGUCUCUCAAGAUGACAGCAGCAAAGGCUCCUUGUUUAUCCCUCGAUCCACUCUGUCAACACACAGAGAAGAGCCUGAGGAUGAUAGGUCACCAAGGUUGGAUUCAAGUUCAGCUGAGGAUGCCCAAGUUUCUGGUAAAAGCGGGUCCAACUUUGACAGCCAUUGUAUGAAUCUCGGGGAUUUUGCAUCGGAGAGUUUUCAGCAGAGUGGUACUUCUUUGUAUGAUAAUUCUUCUCAUCCAUCAAAUAGCAAUACUGGAGUUGGUAUAUCUGACCAUUCUGACAUUAACUCAUCAACAAAUUUUUCACUUGAUGCUGUCAAGACAUCUGGGUUGAAUUCAUGGACCCCUGUUCCUGUAUCUAGCACAGUGAGAAGUACACUUAGCAACAAUAUUCCAUCUAUAUCUGUUCCCAAUUCAUCAUCUCCUGAUAGCAACCCCAGUAUGCAAGCUUCUCAGCAAGAAAAGCCGACCAUAGACAUCAAACUUGGAAAUGAUGUGCUUGGCAGCGGUUCUGUUCUGACUGAACUAGAUACUGUGAACUCCAAUAUGAAGAACCUGAGGAUAAGUUUGGAUAGCCAUGAUACCAUGCAUGUUAAGCAGCAGUGGCAGGACAAUGUCAUGCAGCAGUAUGGCCCCUCACCUUUAGUCCAGGGUGAUCCUAUUCAAAUGAUUCCUCAAGGAACACAUCUUCCCCCUGUUCCUUUUGUUGACAACAUGUCUCAUACUCAGUUAAAAUUACCAACUGGUGACAUGCAGCAAUUUUUACCACUGCCUGGUAUAACACCUUUUUAUGCGCCCAACUCUUUUGGAAGCCCUUACUAUCAGAAUUUGCAUCCGGCUAGUGUAUUGCCAACUCUGUUUGGAACUGCUGGAUAUGCUUCAGCUUUACCACCUGUUAUGACUAGCUAUGCUCCUCAGGGUCCUGUUGCUAGACCUGUUGACAGCCCUAUUACUCCAAGCUUUAGUGGUAGGCCAUCUGGUUUUCCGUCAGCAGGCAAUCUUAGUGCAGGAACAGAAUUUUUGCAGCCAUAUAAAAUGUAUGGACAACAACUUGGGGUUGCUAUGCAGCCAUCCAUUCCUGACCCGAACUUUUUUCAGUUCUUUCAGCAUCCUUCUUUACUUCAGUAUGCUGGUAUAAAUCAAUACAAUUCACUGGGACCAAGGGUUAGUGUUGUGGGAAAUCCUGCUGAUAGUUUUGAUCCCCCAAAGAUAUUACCUCAACCUACGUAUCCAUCUGAACAGAGGCUUCAACUUCCAAGAACUGGAGUUUACGAUUCUCCUGCAGCGAGAAGAGGGGGUAGUGCUCCAAAUUAUCAAGGCAUGUCACCUUAUGUUGGAGCACCAGUGUCUUACCCAACAAGCCCAGUGUUUCAGGGACAGCCUUUCACUGGAAUAUUUUCUCCUGGUAGGAGAAAUGAUUCUGUGAGGUUCCAAACUCCCCCAAGAAAUAUGACUGUUAAUUCCAGUAUUCAAGGGCAACGAGAGAGGGAGAAAUUUGAUGACCCAAAGGCUUGUUCCUUUCUGGAAGAACUUAAGUCUAACAGGGCUCGCAGGGUUGAGCUAUCUGAUAUCGCGGGUCGUAUAGUAGAAUACAGCGCUGACCAACAUGGCAGCCGAUUUAUCCAGCAGAAAUUGGAGAACUGCACUGCUGAAGAGAAGGCAUCUGUCUUUGCCGAAGUUCUUCCUCAUGCUUCAUCAUUAAUGACUGAUGUGUUUGGGAAUUAUGUGAUCCAAAAGUUCUUUGAACAUGGAACUCCUGAACAAAGGAGGGAUCUUGCCACUAAGCUUGUUGGUCAUGUUUUACCUUUAAGCCUUCAGAUGUAUGGAUGCCGAGUAAUUCAAAAGGCUCUUGAAGUUAUGGAACUUGACCAAAAAAUAGAUCUAGUCCGUGAGCUUGAUGGAAACAUUAUGCGAUGUGUCCGUGAUCAAAAUGGGAAUCAUGUUAUACAGAAGUGCAUUGAAUGUGUCCCAACAGAACAUAUUGGCUUCGUAAUAUCUGCUUUUCAGGGGCAGGUUGCCAGCCUUUCAAUGCACCCAUAUGGUUGCCGUGUUAUUCAGAGAGUUUUGGAGCAUUGUGGCAGUGAUUCACAAGGCCAGUGCAUAAUAGAUGAGAUAUUGCAGUCGGCUUGCGUCCUCGCACAAGAUCAGUAUGGGAACUAUGUUACACAGCAUGUUUUGGAAAGAGGAAAGAGCCAUGAAAGGGCCCAAAUUAUCAGUAAAUUGGCUGGGCAGGUUGUUACCAUGAGCCAAAAUAAAUUUGCAUCAAAUGUGAUAGAGAAGUGUUUUCAACAUGGGGAUAUUGCUGAGAGAGAUCUUCUGAUCCGGGAGAUUGUGGAGCAGACUGAGGGCAAUGAUAACUUGCUGGCAAUGAUGAAGGAUCAGUAUGCAAAUUAUGUAGUCCAGAAGAUACUCGAAACAUGCAGCGAGCAACAGAGAGAGCUCCUGCUCAGCCGUGUGAAGGGUCAUCUACAAGCAUUGAGGAAAUACACCUAUGGCAAGCAUAUUGUGAGCCGGGUUGAGCAGCUUUGUGGUGAAGGAGACACCGAAUCAGAUUCUUGAACAAUUAGCAAAUUUCUUCACUGGAGGGGUAUGCCUGGGGCCCUCAAGAUGAACAACCUCCAGUACUUCCAGAAGGGCUAACAAAACUUGUCUCCCUAAGAUUGUACAUAUGAUUCUCAUUAGGUAGCCUAGGUGCUAGAUACAGUUUAGUGGUGUGCAUCAGUGUAUCUAUGUUAGGGGGUAUGCUUAUUUAUAGAAAUAAUGUACUUCAAUAGUUGGUUAGCUGUGUGCAAAAAGAAGAUUAGUCCCUAUGGCUUUGGCUUGGCUUGUAUGCGAUAAAAUAUCAACUGCUUGGUAAUGUAAGUGCUUGCAUAGAUCGCAGAUGUGUGCCAGUUUCUCCA
Oryza brachyantha (malo sina) is the source of this 3701-nucleotide messenger RNA. RefSeq names its product pumilio homolog 5. Bases 358 to 3360 code for a protein of 1000 amino acids. Gene Ontology annotation, biological process: post-transcriptional regulation of gene expression. Gene Ontology annotation, cellular component: cytoplasm. NCBI's taxonomy places the organism in Eukaryota, Viridiplantae, Streptophyta, Magnoliopsida, Poales, Poaceae. The record is from RefSeq and is a predicted model, not a curated record. The transcript has 10 exons. Gene Ontology annotation, molecular function: mRNA binding.